GCGGAGUCUUCUUAGCAGCCGCCCGUCUCUCACCCACAAUCCUCGCCAUUCGACCUCACAAGCAUCGGCGGAUAGGAAGAGAGAGAGAGAGAGAGAGAGAGAGAUGAAGGCGACGGUGAAGGGCCGAUACGAGGUGAACAAGAGCGCCACCGCCGUCGCUACCCUCACCACCAAUGCCGGCGACGUCCGCCUCAAGGCCUCCAUGACGGACGCCACCUUCGUUCGCGGCCCCUCACUCAACGGCCUUGCCCUCUCCCUCGAGAAGCCCGGCGCCUUCAUCCUCGACUACUACCUCCCCACCAAGGAUGUUCGGUUCCAGUUCAUGAAUUCGGUGCGUUUGAUGGAGAAGACGGUGAACUUGACCUACACCCACGCUUGGGGCGACAACCGCACGGCCCUCGAUGGCUCCGUCGCCUUCGAUCCCUCCAACAAGGUCUCCGUCAACUACGCCUUCGGCACGCCUGGCGCCUGCAAGGUGAAGUACGUGUACGCGCACGGGGAGCUGCGACAGACGGUCCUGGAGCCCUGCUACGACGUGUUCAACAACACCUGGGACUUCGUCCUCACCAGGAACUUGGACGGUGGUGACUCCCUCAAGGCUACCUACCACACCACAACUAAGAACCUCGGCCUCGAGUGGAGCAGGGACUCCAAGGUCAAUGGCUGCUUCAAGACAGCUCUAGGAGCCAUCAAGGGUGGACAUGGAUUGUUUUUCAAAUGUUGUGAAUGGAAGAAGGCCGAGAUCUAAAAUGGCUUUAGACUGAUGGAUAUCUGCAACUGUCAAUUUAGCAGAGCAACAGAAGGCUCCAAAGUUGAUUGCUGAGAGUACAUGGAAUUACGAGGUGUGAUAUGAUUUAUAUGCUUUGAGGAAAUUUGGAUCAAACAAUUAUUUUUGUCCAUUUUGUUCCUUUUCUUCUUCGAUUACUGAUUCAUAUUUUAUACUCUGAUUAUGCCAUAAUUAGACCAAAAUGUUGAUUACUGUAAGUAUCAAAGUCCCUUUGUAUGGCAGAGAUAUUUCUUUUCAAUCCUCUAGAUUUAUGUAUUUGGUAAUUGCGAUGAAUAUUGAGCAAAUUUUUAAGAAAAUCCAUCUUUUUAGGGUUUUCCUUA
This is a messenger RNA of Musa acuminata AAA Group (dessert banana), 1107 nucleotides long. Its product is annotated as outer envelope pore protein 24A, chloroplastic-like. NCBI's taxonomy places the organism in Eukaryota, Viridiplantae, Streptophyta, Magnoliopsida, Zingiberales, Musaceae. Gene Ontology annotation, biological process: regulation of monoatomic ion transmembrane transport. The record is from RefSeq and is a predicted model, not a curated record. The transcript is spliced from 4 exons. The coding region runs from base 104 to 748 and encodes 214 amino acids. Gene Ontology annotation, molecular function: voltage-gated monoatomic cation channel activity.